CCUAAUUAACAUCCCCCUUAUCCCAUGUGGCGUCCUCAUCCAUCUUCUAACAUAUCCAUUACCGUCUUGUAAUUCUUUACGUCCACGGUGUCGAGCAAGAUGUCGAAACGAAAGUCAAACCAAUAUCUCGCGAUGAAUGAGGAUGAUCUCAACCACGAGAUCGAGAAUAUGCCGAUGAAGGAUAGCUGUGACACAGUGCGCCGCAAAAUCCGCGCCCUCAUCGACAGCGGCGAAAUGCGUGUCGGCGAAUUCCAAAAGGCCAUCAACGUCACCAGCAACGCAUACUCCAUGUUCAUGGGCCAGAACGGGCCUUACAAAGGAUCCGGGAGCUCUGUAUACCCAGCUGCAUGGGCGUUCUUCAAGAAGCGCGAGCUCCGCGGUGUGAAGACUAUUAAGAAGCAGAGGACAGCCGCGAAUGCAGGGUUACGUGAAGGGGGUGAUGGGUUGCCGAGUAUCAACGGCAUAGUGCUGGAUGGGGAGAUGGCGGAUGCAGUGCCUGUUUUCGACACAUGCGACGAAAUCCGACGCAAAAUAAACGCGCACCUUCAAAAGCCAAGUGUAACCUCAGCCUCCUUCCUCCGCGACGUCGCCGCGCAAUACCACCUCUCGGACAGGAAAAUCCAGUCCAAACAGCUCAACGACUUCAGGUCCAAGAAGGGUCCGUAUGCGGGGAAUACCUCGGUUGUGUUUUAUGGCGCGUAUGUAUACUUUGAGAAGCUGAGGGUCAAGGAGGGGAAACCAAAGAGCAAGAUGAGGCUGGAGAUGGAGAGUAUUCAUGGUGCGAGGGGUGGUAUGGAUGUGGAGAGGAGGAAGGAUUGGGUGACGGCGCCCAUAGGGGCCAGUGUAAGCGAGGAUAAGUUUGGGAGGUUGCAUGUUUCGGAGCCGAGGCGGUGGUAGGGGCCGCGAAUCGGGAAUUAGGGUAGGGGAUGGUAGAUGGCCAGUUGGACGGUGCUGUACGGAGGAUGGCACUGCUCCUAUCAAGCCUGGAUCAGCCUUCGG
This is a messenger RNA of Trematosphaeria pertusa, 999 nucleotides long. RefSeq lists its product as uncharacterized. NCBI's taxonomy places the organism in Eukaryota, Fungi, Ascomycota, Dothideomycetes, Pleosporales, Trematosphaeriaceae. The record is from RefSeq and is a predicted model, not a curated record. The transcript is spliced from 3 exons. Bases 100 to 897 code for a protein of 265 amino acids.